Quercus robur (English oak) is the source of this 2255-nucleotide messenger RNA. RefSeq lists its product as uncharacterized. Bases 345 to 1991 code for a protein of 548 amino acids. The record is from RefSeq and is a predicted model, not a curated record. The transcript is spliced from 11 exons. Lineage: Eukaryota; Viridiplantae; Streptophyta; Magnoliopsida; Fagales; Fagaceae.
GAACUUGAAACUGAAGAUAGGAAAUCACAUGUUCAUUGUUUCUUUACUAAUUAUAAAUAUAUCUGUAGUGCGUUUUUUUUUUCUAUGCUGUUUCAAAGAAAUUGUAUGCGGUUUGAUAAUGAGCAUGUGCAUUGUAGUUCAUAUCAUUUGAACAGAUCUUCUUUAAGCUUUGUGGAAGCUCAUAGCAAAUGAAAGUCAUUUUCAAGAGAACCUACCUUUAUUUAUUGACUGAAUAACUGAUUAGCACGUCUGUCACGUCUUUCUUAACUCCGGUUUUGUGAUUCUGAGGACUUUCAUUAACUGAGAGGUUAGAGUGAACUAAGCAGUUGCGACUCGAAUAGGUAAUGGAAGUUCCAAAGGGAUUCUUGAGCUACCUCUGUUACUUCAUCUUCUUCCUUCCCGUUUUUGUGUUUCUUUUUGUUCUUGGAAUCAUCAAAGGUGCCAUCUUCAGUCCCUUUGUAUUUCUGGUUAUUGCUUUUGGAGAUACUGGCGUUGUCAUUGGGUUAUGGCCCCUUCAUCUUGUUUGGACUAUCUAUUGUAUCAUGAGAACAAAGAAGUUUGGCCCAUUCAUGAAAUGCCUUCUGAUUUUGAUUGUACCAAUACCAAUAGCACUAUGGACAGUGGUUGGAGUUGUUGGAAGUGCGAUUAUGGGUAUAGGAUAUGGCUACGUUUGGCCUGUCCUGAAGACAUUUAGGGCUAUCAGCAUGGAAGGUGUUCCACUUCAUAUGAAGUUAUUUAGAUGCUUCACGGAUGGAACUUGGAGCAAUGUUUGGGGUGCGUGCACCAUUGUGGGCGAUUUUGCAGAUUUUUCCUUCCACUCAUACUUCUCUGUCAUGGACGGGCUACUUGAAUCAAAGGGGGAAGAGCCCAUUGAGCUUAAGGUUACUCAGAUUCCUGGUUGCAUUUUGGCUGCAAUUCUUGGGAUUUUGGUUGAUGUCCCCUUUAUCACUUUAAUAGUUCUAUACAAAACACCUAUAUUGCUAUUCAAAGGUUGGCACCGGCUAAUACAAGAUCUUGUUGGGAGAGAGGGCCCAUUCUUAGAAACUGUUUGUGUUCCUUUUGCUGGGAUUUGGAUCUUGUUGUGGCCAAUUGUGGUUCUUCUGGCAACUUUGGUUGGUACAUUAUCUAGUUUGGGCUUCGGUUGUUAUGCAGCAGUUGUUGCAUAUCAGGAAAAUUCGACUAAGAGAGGACUGCUCUAUGUAAUUGCUUCUUUGUCUAUAUUUGAUGAGUACACCAACGAUUUGCUUUACCUGCAAGAAGGUUCCUGCUUCCCCAGACCUAGAUAUCGUGAGCAGAUUAGUUCAAGUUCUUCACUGCUUCCUGUGAAGGGACUGCAUGAACAAGUUGAAGCUAUUCGUACCAAUGACCCAUUGAUAAGGACUCCUAGCAUAAAGAAUACACUGAAGGCUGCAGUGAUAUGGGAUAGUUUCUUUCAAGCAUGUGAGGAUAUUGGGAAGGAGCUUCUUAGAGAUGGUGCCAUUGGACUUCAGGAUCUUGAUGCAUGGAGACACUCAAAGAACAAGAUAGUUAACAUUGGAAUUCCUGCAUAUGCAUUUCUUGACUGCUUUCUCCGUUCUAUCAAGAGUGGCUCCAUUGGUUUUCUCAUGUGUGACAAUAUAGAGAUAACCAGUGUUAAUAGACCAGAAGGAAGGGCAUUGGACUGGCUCUAUGAGCCAAUGUGUAUCAUAAAAGACCAAAUCAGGAGUCUAAAUUUACAAGAAACCGAGGAGUUGUAUUUUUACAAACACUGUCUGUAUGGCGGUGGUGUGGCGAGAAUUGAAUCAUGGCAUAAUGGAGGCAUUCCCCCUCAUGAUGAAAUCAAAAGAGCUCAGCUUGAGGGUAUAAGUAGAAGGUUACAAGGGUUUUGUUUGACAUUGUCAAGGCUGCCAACGUCAAGGCGUCAGUUCUUAGAAGUUGUGAAAGCUAUUGAGCACGAAGGAAAGAACUCUAUUGGCAUUGAGAGUGAAUAUGAGACUGGAGCAGCUCCAUAGGUGCUCUCUCUAUCUUUCACAUGUUAGACAUGACAUGAAUGGACUUUGUCUCUUUGCAUUGCUGACAGUCUUGAUAUGAUAUUCUAAUCAUCAUAGGCUGCCAUGGAAAAGCUAGUCUUUAGUAUUAUGUCUUGGAAAGCUCAUAAUUUCUUUUAUUGCAUUGAAUUUUUUUGAACUUAGUAGUGUGUUACUACUCCUUUGAUAAUAAAAUUCUAUUGUAUUGAAUUUUUUCUUUUUAUAGAUGUUGAAAAUAGUUAAUUUUUA